Molecule: messenger RNA, 1068 nt
Organism: Haliotis rubra (blacklip abalone)
Lineage: Eukaryota; Metazoa; Mollusca; Gastropoda; Lepetellida; Haliotidae
Product: proline-rich extensin-like protein EPR1
Exons: 5
Coding region: 1-1068 (355 amino acids)
Source: RefSeq, a predicted model, not a curated record
AUGGAGUUGUGGCCGUAUGCAAGCUCCCAGCAAAUCAAAGAGGCUCCAGGUCGACAAGGCGACCUCAACGCGUGGACUGCCCAUCAAACAGCCAGUCCAGUUGGGCGCACCUCCCCUGUGGUUCCACCCCAGCAAACAGCCAGUCCAGUUGGGCGCACCUCCCCCUGUGGUUCCACCCCAGCAAACAGCCAGUCCAGUUGGGCCGCACCUCCCCUGUGGUUCCACCCCAGCAAACAGCCAGUCCAGUUGGGCGCACCUCCCCUGUGGUUCCACCCCAGCAAACAGCCAGUCCAGUUGGGCGCACCUCCCCUGUGGUUCCACCCCAGCAAACAGCCACAAACAGCCAGUCCAGUUGGGCGCACCUCCCCUGUGGUUCCACCCCAGCAAACAGCCUGUCCAGUUGGGCGCACUCUCCCUGUGGUUCCACCCCAGCAAACAGCCAGUCCAGUUGGCGAAACUCCUCCUGUGGUUCCACCCAGCAAACAGCCAGUUGUUAGCGCACCUCCCUGUGGUUCCACCCACCAAACAGCCAGUCCGGUUAGGCACCUCCCCCGUGGUUCCACCCCAGCAAACAGCCAGUCCAGUUGGAAGCACCUCCCCUGUGGUUCCACCCCAGCAAACAGCCAGUCAGUUAAGCACCUCCCUGUGGUUCCACCCACCAAACAGCCAGUCCAGUUGGGCGACUCUCCCCUGUGGUUCCACCCCACCAAACAGCCAGUCCAGUUGGGCGCACCUCCCCUGUGGUUCCACCCCACCAAACAGCCAGUCCAGUUGGGCGCACCUCCCCUGUGGUUCCACCCCACCAAACAGCCAGUCCAGUUGGGCGCACCUCCCCUGUGGUUCCACCCCACCAAACAGCCAGUCCAGUUGGGCACCUCUCCUGUGGUUCCACCCACCAAACAGCCAGUCCAGUUGAAGCUACACCUCCCUGUGGUUCCACCCCAGCAAACAGCCAGUCCAGUUGGGCGCACCUCCCCUGUGGUUCCACCCCAGCAAACAGCCAGUCCAGUUGGGCGCACCUCCCCUGUGGUUCCACCCCAGCAAACAGCCAGUCCAGUUCUCACAUAA